AUGAAGGUUUCAAAGCACAGGAUUGUUGCAGGCGAAGCCGGCAGCGUUGAGAUGAAACCGGUUGAUUCAGACGAUCUAUGGUACGUUUACAAUUUGAUUUCUCCAGGAGACACGGUUAGGGCUACUACUGUGAGGAAAGUGAUAAGAGAAUCAACUGGAAGAGACUCUACUGCAGAGCGUGUUAAGCUCAAGCUGGAAAUCAAAGUUGAGGAGGUUGCUGAUUAUGACAAGGUCGGAUCUGUUCUUCGGAUUCGAGGAAAGAAUAUCAGUCCCAAUGAACAUGUAAGGUUAGGAGCAUAUCAUACUUUGGAGCUUGAACUUGAACGACCUUUUGUGUUGACAAAGGAUGUUUGGGACUCAAUGGCCUUGGAGGAGCUCAAACAAGCCUCCGACCCCGGUGGUAGUGCUGAUCUAGUUGUGGUGUUAAUGCAAGAAGGACUAGCAUAUAUUCUGAAAGUUGGUAAAAGCGUGACAGUUACUUGUGCACGAAUUGAGACUUCAAUUCCUCGCAAGCAUGGACCUUCGGUUAAGGGUUAUGAGUCGGCUUUGAGUAGGUUUUUUGAGAGGGUCUUGAAGGCUUUCUUGCAGCAUGUCGAUUUCAGCGUUGUCGGAUGUGCUGUGAUUGCUAGUCCAGGUUUCACCAAGGAUCAGUUUCAUAAACACUUGCUGUUGGAAGCAGAAAGAAAGCAGCUGAAACCUAUUAUCGAGAACAAGUCCAAGAUAAUUCUUGUGCAUUCUAGCUCGGGUUACAAGCAUAGUUUGAGGGAGGUUCUUGACGAUGAGAAAAUUAUGAGUUUGAUAAAAGAUACUAAAGCAGCACAAGAGGUCCGAGCUCUCCAAGAUUUCUUCAGUAUGAUGUCGAAUGUACCAGAACGCGCCUGCUAUGGACCAAAGCAUGUUGAGGUUGCACAUGAAAAGAUAGCCGUGCAAACCCUACUGAUAACAGAUGAACUCUUCAGGAAUACUGAUGUAUUAGAGAGGCAAAAAUAUGUUGAUUUGGUGAACUCAGUCAAGGAUUCAGGGGGCAUUGUUCAUAUAUUUUCUUCCUUACACGUUUCAGGAGAACAACUAGCACAAAUUACAGGCAUUGCUGCAAUCCUUCGUUUCCCUCUACCCGAAUUGGAUGAUAUAGAGAUGUAA
Molecule: messenger RNA, 1140 nt
Organism: Rosa chinensis
Lineage: Eukaryota; Viridiplantae; Streptophyta; Magnoliopsida; Rosales; Rosaceae
Product: protein PELOTA 1
Exons: 1
Coding region: 1-1140 (379 amino acids)
Biological process (GO): ribosome disassembly; nonfunctional rRNA decay; nuclear-transcribed mRNA catabolic process, no-go decay
Cellular component (GO): cytoplasm
Source: RefSeq, a predicted model, not a curated record